UUUCAUAACGCGUUGACUUUACUCGAACAUGCAGUUUCGCCGCCAGUAUUGUUAGAGUAUAUCGCCUGAAAAUACACUGAAAUGGGCGGGUUCGACUGCUUUGAGUCUUCAUGCCUCGCGCCCACCACUGGGGUAGCACCCCAGACCUUCGCGUCAGCCCUGCAAUUCUUCACAGCAGCGCAAUGCUUUAUAGAUAUUCCAACUAUCCCUGAGGCUUAUCUCUGCGAUUUCGAAGAAUUCGACUUCAUAAUUAUCGGUGCUGGGGGCGCAGGAUGUCCACUGGCCAAUAGACUUAGUGAAAUACGCCACUGGAAAAUACUUCUUAUAGAAGCUGGUGAUGAUCCUCCUGUUGAAAGCUAUAUCCCAGGUUUCAGCAAGAAUUUUUACCGCACUAAGUACGAUUGGAAUUAUCAAAGCAUUGACAAUCGAAACACAAGUCAGGCUAUCAAAGAUGGUUCCACAUAUUUGCCGAGAGGUAAAAUGGUUGGUGGUUCUACGGGUAUAAACGCUAUGUUUUAUAUAAGGGGCGUCAAAAGUGAUUACCAAAAGUGGUACGACCUAGGGAACUUAGACUGGUCUCCAAGCGUUGUAGAAAAAUACUUCCAUAAACUAGAAAAUUUACAAAACCAGGAACUAUUGAACAAUCCAACUAUCAGCGCGAACUACGGCCAUGAUGGCCCAGUAAUUGUUAAUAAAUUUAAUAAUAGUUACGGAUAUAUCAAUGAUAAUAUUUUCCGUUCUUGGGAAGAGAUCGGUAUCCCGAACGUCUUAGAUAUAAAUACAGCUGGUGGCGGAUCUGGUAAAACAACUGUAACGGCUUCUAAUGGAAGGCGUCGUAGCGCAUCUACAGUUUACCUACCACCUGAAGUUGUUAACAGACCAAAUCUGAGUAUUAUAAAAAACGCAUUAGCCACGAAGAUCAUGAUCAACCAAGAAACAAAAACGGCUUACGGAGUUGAAGUGGAUCAUAAAGGCGUUAAGAAGACUUUCUACGCAAAACGUGAAGUAAUUCUUAGUGCGGGAGCAAUCAAUUCUCCCCAGCUUCUAUUGUUGUCUGGUGUGGGCCCUAAAGAAGAAUUGGAGGCUCAUAAUAUAGAAUGUAUUUACGAUUCUCCUGCUGUAGGAAAAAAUAUGGAGGAUCAUAUAACCAUCAACGUGCCUGUGUUUUCUAACUAUCCCGGUGAAAGGAAUCAAGCAGACGCUCACUUUGAUGUCAUAAAAUAUUUAUAUAAUCGUACUGGGUAUUUGGCACAAGGUGCCUUUUCUGACGUAUUAACAUUUUUCCCAUUAUCAGAAGAGACUCAUCCAGAAUUCGAGGUUUUAGUCUCACUAUAUUGGAAAAAUUCAACAACACUUCGUGACACUCUCUCCGCUCAGUAUAGAUAUAAACAAGAGGUUUUAGACUCCUUCGUGGUUCCAAAUGAAAAAUACGCAUUAUACGUAUUCACAGUAAUAGUCUUACAUCCCAUAUCAACUGGUUCUGUAUUCUUAAAGAGUAAUAAUCCGAAAGAUAAACCACUAUUCGAUUCAAACUUCUAUAGUGUACCUGAAGAUUUGCCGAAAAUAGCACAGGGUUUGAAGAAAGUUGCCGAAAUAGUAAAUGCCAAAUAUUACAAGUCUAAUGGUGCAUUCUUAGGAAGAAUAAAUUGGAAAGAUUGCAACGAUUAUGAGUUGAACAGUGACGAAUACUGGGAGUGUAUCGCGUUACACACUGGCGUAACCGAUUAUCACAAUGUUGGUACUUGCAGGAUGGGACCAGACCCAAGCACUUCAGUGGUAGCUAGUGAUUUAAAAGUCCAUGGAAUAAAUAAUCUUCGUGUAAUAGACGCUGGUGUUAUGCCUGGUCAAUUGAGCGCUAAUCCUAUGGCUACAGUGUACAUGAUCGCUGAAAGAUCUAGUGAUUUGAUCAAACAAUACCAUAGAGAGUUAGAGUAAAAUAUUUCCAAGUUUAAGUUUGGUCGGUACACGCGUGACUCUCCUGAUCGGGUGCUGCUUGUGUGGACCAAAAUUACACCUAAUUUGCAUUUAUUGUUAGUACUUAUUAAAUUUUGAUGCGAUAAAUAAAUUGUAUCAUUCCAAUGAAACUUGCCUACAUUAAUACAAUAAAUCAAUUGUAUUUUUCUGUAUGAGUUAUAUCAUAUUUUGUUUAUUACUGAGAAUCAAUUACGUUUAAAUACAUUUAUAUAGAAAAUAAAAGUUAUUUGGGAGUACAAAAUUAUGCUCUAAAAAUCAAAUGAAACUGUGUACAAAAUCGUUUUGAAAAGAGUAAUAAAAUUAUGGAAUCUUCAUAAUAUUAAACAUUUUAUGUGUUCAUUAAAUUA
Molecule: messenger RNA, 2321 nt
Organism: Manduca sexta (tobacco hornworm)
Lineage: Eukaryota; Metazoa; Arthropoda; Insecta; Lepidoptera; Sphingidae
Product: glucose dehydrogenase [FAD, quinone]
Exons: 4
Coding region: 82-1935 (617 amino acids)
Molecular function (GO): flavin adenine dinucleotide binding; ecdysone oxidase activity
Source: RefSeq, a predicted model, not a curated record